AUGUAUUCAAAAUUGUUAACUAUAUUGUUAUGGUUUUUUCUUCUUCUCAAUCUAACAACAAAGGCGCAACAAGAUCAAUCAGUAAUCGGUUUUGAACCAUCUUCAAUUAGUAUUACAAUCGGUGACAAAUAUUCAGUUAAUGUUCGUCUUUUAAUUCCAGAUAUAAUUCCACCUGAUGUCUUCGUAUCAUUUCUUUAUAAUAAUAAACUUUAUGACCCUCAGGGCUACAUUGGAAUCUUACCAAAUAUAACAUUUACUAAACGAACAGGUGAUGAUCAAAGUCGAGUAAUAAUAGUAAAUGGUCUUCGUCAAGGGCAUCUUAUUGUAACAGCACAAUCACCACAAAUUAAUAUAUCAUCUGCUUAUGAUUUUCUUCUUAUUGAUAUCGCACGCAGUAAAGCAUUAAAUAUAUUAAUACAACUUGUUGGUUGGGUUUAUUUUUUUGCUUGGUCUAUUUCUUUUUAUCCUCAAAUAGUAUUAAAUUUUCGUCGUCAAAGUGUUGUUGGGCUUAAUUUUGAUUUUUUAGCAUUGAAUGUUCUUGGACAUUCAUGCUAUUCAAUAUUUAAUAUAUGUUUAUAUACAUCACAUGAUAUUCAACAGCAAUAUUAUGCUAAUCAUCCACAUGGAAUUUUACCUGUAUUAUUUAAUGAUGUUUUAUUCAGUGUUCAUGCUGUGAUUGCAUGUUUCAUAACUGCUGGUCAAUGUGUAUUUUUAAAACGUGACAAACAACGUAUAACUCCUGUUAUUCGUACAUUUGCUGGUGUAUUAAUUCUAUUUUUGUUCAUAUCAACAAUCAUUUCAUUUACCAAUCAUUUAUCAACAUUAACAUUACUUUAUUUCUAUUCUUAUGUUAAAUUAUUAAUAACAAUGGUUAAAUAUGUUCCACAAGCAUUAAUGAAUUAUAGACGACAAUCAACUGAAGGAUGGUCUAUUGGUAAUAUUUUACUUGAUUUCACCGGUGGAUUAUUAAGUGUAUUACAAAUGUUUUUACUUGCGACGAAUUAUAAUGAUUGGUCAUCUAUAUUUGGUUCACCAACAAAAUUUGGUUUGGGAUUAUUUUCUAUAUUAUUUGAUAUAUUAUUUAUUGUUCAACAUUAUGUACUUUAUCCAACAAAUAGAUCCAUUGCAAGACGAACAAAUCUUUCGACCAAUAGUGAUAAUGAACGUUUACCUAUUUUGUCUGCACAAUCAUAA
Adineta steineri is the source of this 1194-nucleotide messenger RNA. The record is from the annotation of a GenBank genome assembly. Lineage: Eukaryota; Metazoa; Rotifera; Eurotatoria; Adinetida; Adinetidae.